Messenger RNA from Adineta steineri, 1512 nucleotides. The record is from the annotation of a GenBank genome assembly. NCBI's taxonomy places the organism in Eukaryota, Metazoa, Rotifera, Eurotatoria, Adinetida, Adinetidae.
AUGUCAACGGUCGAUCAAAAUCAGACAUCUCAAUAUCGUCAAACCAUAAUUAUUGGUUCUGGUACAGCUGGUUUAUCAGCGGCAUAUCAAUUACAAAAAUUAGGAUGUAAAUCUGUUUUCAUUCUUGAAGGUUCGAAUCGUAUCGGUGGUCGCAUCCUCACCGAAUACUUAGAUAAAGAUUUAACUCAACCUCUUGAAAUGGGUGCAUGUUGGAUGCAUGGUUUACAAGAAAAUCCUGUUUAUGAAUUAGCACAACGUGAAAAUUUUCCAUCACACACAGGUACAAUACUUAGUUUUGAUAUUGGUACAUGUGUAGAUGAACAUGGUUUACAAAUUUCAAGUGAUUUACAUCAUGAAGUUGACGAAUUUUUCGAAAGUUUAUUACAAGAUACACGAGAUUUAUUUGAAUAUCAACAACAAAAUAAUACACAAAUAUCAUCAACAAGUAUUCAUAAAGUUUUUUUGGAAAAAUUUGAAAAUUUUGUUAAUUUAAAUGGUGGAGAUCAGGAAACACGUUGUUUAAAACUUAAAUUACUUCAACGAAGAUUCGAUCAAGAAACAGGUGAAUGUGGUUGCCAAUCAAUGGAACAAGUAUCCUAUUCAGAAUUUGGUUCGUAUCAACGACCAAAAGGUCCUGAUAUGGAAUUUCCAUGUGGUUAUUCAACAUUAAUUCGCUUUUUAUGUUCUCAAAUACCACAAAACUGGAUUCAAUUUGAUCAAUUUGUUGAAAAUAUUUUAUGGGAUCAAAAUGAUCGUGUUCAUAUAACAUGUAAAAAUGGCAAUGUUUACGAAUGUGAUUAUGUUAUUUGUACAAUUCCAUUAGCUGUUAUGAAGUGGAACUAUAAAUCUUUAUUUACACCACCAUUACCAACAUGGAAAACUGAAGCUAUACAAAAAAUGGAUAUGGGUACUGUUGAUAAAAUCUAUUUGUUUUAUGAUCAAUUAGAUUUUUUUACUGGUGAUUCAUUAGCUAUUGUUUAUGAUCGAGAACAUGAUACAUUAGAUAUUAAAAAAGAAUGGUAUAAAAAAAUAUUUUUAUUCCAAAAAGUCUAUGAUAAUGUUUUAUUAUGUUGGAUUACGGGUGAUGAAGCUAUUUUUUGUGAACAAUUAGAUGAAACAUAUAUUGGUGAUACAUUAACAAAUCUUUUUCGAAAAUCAUUAAAAAAUCCUAGUAUACCAACACCAACAAAAGUUGUUCGAACUCAAUGGUUUUCAAAUCCAUGUGCAAAAGGAUCAUAUUCAUAUGUUCCUGUUGGUGCAUCAUCAUGGCAACAUAUUCAAGAUUUAGCAAAACCAUUAAUUUUUAAUAAUAUGUCACGAGUAUUUUUUGCGGGUGAACAUACCCAUACUCGCUAUUACUCAACUGUGACUGGUGCGUUUAUAACUGGUCAGACACAAGCUUUAUAUGUAGCACAACAAUUAAUUAGCAAUAAUGAUACGGAAAUGUUAGCUAAAGCUAACACAGAUGAUUUUACUAAAAUUCAAUGGAAACGUGAAGUAGAACCACCCUGA